Monoraphidium neglectum is the source of this 259-nucleotide messenger RNA. RefSeq lists its product as hypothetical. The record is from RefSeq and is a predicted model, not a curated record. The transcript has a single exon. The annotation marks the transcript as partial. NCBI's taxonomy places the organism in Eukaryota, Viridiplantae, Chlorophyta, Chlorophyceae, Sphaeropleales, Selenastraceae.
AUGGGGGCAGGCGCGGGGCCGAGCAAUGCAGCGCCCACCGGCGCGGCUGAGCUGGCUGCUGCGCAGCACGUGGCAGCGGCAGGGGUGACGACGCCCGGUAGCGCCAGCGCGGCGGACCCCGCCUGCCCACCAGCAGCACCGGCCACCGGCCUCAGCAGCAAGAGGGGGACCGACGGCGCGGGCACCCCGGGCGGCGGGGGUCGCAAAGUGCACGGCCGGAGGGGAGACGGGGGCGACGAGACCAUGAUGGACCAGGCGA